UACGCUUUGUGAAAUUUUCCCCGUGGCAAGGACUUGAAUUGUCCAUAUCGGACAUUUUUCCGACCACGGAUCAGUUUUGCUGUCAUUUUGCUGUGUCUUUUUCGUGCCCAGACAGCAAUUUCACAUUUGGCGCAAAAGUCUACGAAAGGGUACCUUUUUGGGACAACAGCUGGAACCUUUACUGGGGAAAGCUUCAUAACAAGGCAUAUGCGACUGGUGAAUCAAGGCUGCAAUACAAGCGACCAUGAGAUGUGAAGUGUGCAACACAAAUCAACCGCAGCAGAUGUACUGUCCUUCAUGUGUCAACUUCCAACUGUUGAAGACGAGGUUGAAAUACCUCGAUGUGCUCAGUUCAUUAGAUCAGCUUCGAGACAAUGUUGAUUCGUGUAUCAAGCACUGUAUCAAAGGUGCAAACUAUUCUUUUGUUGAGAAUGUCAUGAAGGGUAAGCACCAUACUGAUAAUAUUGAUCCAUCUCUGGAAAAUGGUGUCGUUGCACUGAGCUCGCAGCUGUUGACCAUCGAUGCCAGAAUCUUGAAGAGGAGGAAUGGCAAAUUGUCGAGAGAUGUUGAAUCCUUCAAAUCCAAGAAUAAAGAGUUGAAACACAGGAUUCAUAGGCUUAGAGAGAUGCUCCAACGGCGUAAACAUGGUGUUGAGCCCAAGAAUACAGGUCUGGAGAAGGAAAUCCGGGAGUCCACGAGGUUCAAGCAGGAGGAUAAUCUCCAUUUGACUAAACAGAUAAACAACUCCAAGUCGCUGCUAUUUCAAGAGCUGAUAAACAUUUAUGUCAUCAAGAGAAGGAGAGUGACUGGGACGAACCAGACGGUAUUUAUGAUCUUCUUCAUGCCGAUAAUCUCCUGUUCAUCUCUGGUUGACUAUAACCAUGAAAUGGUCUACUGCAGUUUGGCACAGGUUGCGAAAUUUGUCAAACAAUGCUCAAAAGUGCUGAUGUGUCUCCUCCCCUAUGAUAUUGAUAUAGGGAUCGAUACCCGGGUUCAGGGGAACAGAAUCAACAUGGAUAAGCCGAUAUGGCUAUUGGACAACUUACAGCUAAGAGAGUUGAUCAGGGCAUACGCCAUGCUGAUAGUGGACGUGUGUACUCUCCUCGGUGAGUUACAUCUCACAGAUGAUAUUCGGAGUUAUAGGGACCUACUACGGCUCGACGGCCUGGUCUACAAGCUCGCCAACAACGGGUUUACCCUCGAUGAGCUGAAGACCCCAGGCAAGCCCCACGCCAAACCGUUCAAGACAGACGAGCCAAUCGACCUCGAAAUAGUCAACACUCUGUGCUAUGAAACGGUCCUGCACCGCAUCAGGAACAAGGACAACGAAUGGCACGUUGUCAAGAAGGAAUACCUAGAGAAAUAAACGGCUCCUGCCAAAUCGCAACCUCCAUUGUAUACUCUCUCGCUUCAAAUAAAGUCCGAUACCCCCACU
Molecule: messenger RNA, 1435 nt
Organism: Williopsis jadinii
Lineage: Eukaryota; Fungi; Ascomycota; Saccharomycetes; Phaffomycetales; Wickerhamomycetaceae
Exons: 1
Coding region: 245-1366 (373 amino acids)
Source: RefSeq, a predicted model, not a curated record